UUUCCCGCCAAACCCUGUGACAUCUUUCUAGACAGCAGUUUAUUAGUUCCCGCAAGAGGGUUCUGGAAUAGAGCGCGCUACUAAAAGCGUUCUCUUUUUAUGUUUCGAAAUGUGCAUGUCCUUUGAUUUCCUGUUCUGAGUGAAGUUCUUCCCGUGUAGCCGUGAACAGAGGAAUUGUAGAUGCUUCUUUGAACAUUUUAUCUUUCAAUGAAUUAAAUGUUAUUGCAAUAACGAUUGUUUUCAGAGCUGCGAUGGCGCCGAAACGUAAUAAUAUGAUCCCUAAUGGGCACUUUCAUAAAGAUUGGCAACGUUUUGUGAAAACUUGGUUCAAUCAACCUGCGCGAAAAUUCAGACGUAGGCAAAACAGAAUUAAGAAAGCCAAACGAGUUGCUCCGCGACCAGCUGCUGGGCCUCUGCGCCCUAUUGUUCGGUGCCCAACUUUCAGGUACCACACGAAGAUACGCGCUGGCCGAGGAUUUACAUUGGAUGAAGUGAAGCGAGCCGGCUUGAAUGUAGCUUUUGCACGAUCAGUUGGAAUCGCAGUUGAUCCUCGUAGGAGGAGCAAGUCCAUGGAGACACUGCAGCAGAAUGUGCGACGGCUGAAGGAAUACAGAUCAAAACUUAUCUUGUUCCCGCGUCAUGAGAACAAGAAACUCAAGAAGGGUGAAGCAACGGAAGAAGAGAGGAAGGUGGCUGUACAGCUGAAGACAACUGUGAUGCCCAUCACCCAGCCAAUUGUGCCAUUCAAGGCACGCAAAAUCCUGGACAGUGAGAAGAAGUUCAAUGCCUUCAAGACACUGAGCAAGGCGAGAGAAGAUGCCCGAAUGGUUGGAAUUCGUGCCAAGAAGGCAAAAGAAGCAGCGGAUAAUGAAGAUGUAGCAAAGAGCAAAGAGGGCAAGAAGGCCAAGAAGUGAAAAUAAUUGGAGUAUAAAUAAAGCUUUUUGGUUUCAUGAGAAGCAUUUUCUUUAAAAAUCCUCUAUAUUGACCUGAUCUAACCAUUCAAAUAUAGAUGUAACAGUUGUAAUUUGUAUGAGAGAUAAAACCGCAUAUGCUUGAUUUCACAGUAUCGGUGGAUACACAUAUUCCUUAUGCAUCUGAAGUGUGCCAUACCUUGUUGCAUAAGCUACCCACAGGUCUUGGUUGAGGCUCAGAAGUAUGGUUAUCGUUUAUUGUCAGCAGAACAUGGUCUAUGCAGUUAGCCAGUUGUGUAUGUUCUUCCUUCAUACUAUGUAUGUGUUCGAGGAGCACCACAAUUUGUUGCAAAGAUGGUAAAGAGUGAACUCAAAAUGAGUUACGUGUUAAUUAGCAUUAUACAUAUGGUGAAAAAAGGCAUGCUGGCACUAAAAUUUGCAUUUUUGUUUGCAAAUUCAAUUAUUUAUAAAUUUUUAUUAAUGACUUAAUUGGCCCAUUUUGCAAGAGUUAGAGCUGCAAUAGCUCAUAGUUUCUUAUAUCAAUAAUGGUUAUUGCAACUUUCCACUAGUCAUUUGAAAAAUUAGUAAUCUGGCCACAAAAAUUUUCAAAUAAAAUGGCUUUUGCUAUUGAUGGAUGGUAUUGUGGUCUGUACGUACAGAACAUUCAAAGAAAAUUCUCAGUCAUACUGGAUUUUGUAAGAGAGAAAUGCAUGAAGCUGGAUGGCUUAAAGUAUAUUUGUAAUGUUUGUGUGAACUGAUUUCAACAAAAAACUAUUAUAAAAUAUAGUUCAGAAAAUAUUCUUUAAAACCUUUUGACAGACUUGAAUGCACCAUGACCCAUAAAUGUUUAAGGAAUAGUCUUUAAAUUAAUCUUUUAUGUGAAGUUAAAUUUCAUAAUGGGAAACUAAGUCAUCUUCAACUUCGUAAAUAUCAAAAGCUAAAUAGUGCCCCUCGUGAGGGAUGCUGUGGCAUGUAGUGUCUGUCACACCGUAUAAAAAAAUGUGCCUCUGGCUUCAUUGACUACCAAAUAACACUGGACCUGGAGCGAUACGAGUAUCUACCACCUGCACACGCUUUUCACAAGAUUGAUGAUCCCAAGUACACGAGAAAGUAAAAAGUAGAUUUAUAGUAAGCCAAAUCAAACUCGAAACCAGAUAAGGAUAAUUAUAAAUUUAUUGAUAUAUACUACUUUGUUUUGUGC
This is a messenger RNA of Gryllus bimaculatus (two-spotted cricket), 2112 nucleotides long. Lineage: Eukaryota; Metazoa; Arthropoda; Insecta; Orthoptera; Gryllidae. The record is from the annotation of a GenBank genome assembly.